This is a messenger RNA of Abrus precatorius (Indian licorice), 1862 nucleotides long. RefSeq lists its product as uncharacterized. Lineage: Eukaryota; Viridiplantae; Streptophyta; Magnoliopsida; Fabales; Fabaceae. The record is from RefSeq and is a predicted model, not a curated record. The transcript has 9 exons. Gene Ontology annotation, molecular function: RNA binding; pseudouridine synthase activity. Gene Ontology annotation, biological process: mRNA pseudouridine synthesis; tRNA modification. Bases 61 to 1641 code for a protein of 526 amino acids. Gene Ontology annotation, cellular component: mitochondrion.
UAUGUAUAUUUGGCGAAACAGGGAAGCAAAGUACAGGAAGGCACUGGCACUUGACUGGAAAUGCUGAAAUCAACAUUCUCUUCCUUUUUCUUCUCCCAUUCUGCACGACUGGGAUUGCUGAGUCACAGUGAGAGACACUUGCUAAUGCUCCCUCCUUCAACUUCAAUUUCAAUUUCAAAACCCUUCUCUCCAUACCCCAUAACAUCAAAACCUUUCUCAACCAACCCCACCCCAUACCCUCUCCAAUAUGAAAUGAUCAUCAAUCGUCCAUCCAAUUCCCACACUCGCCCUCCACCUGUUCGACCCAUUGACACCCCUUCUCAGCCCUCUCCCGAACCCGACGAACCCAUUUCCGAACUGGGCUUGGAUAGCUGGGUCGACCGGAAACUCGCCUCCGAGGCCCAAUCCGGUUCGCCAAAACCCGAACUUGACAAGGCCAAGAGGAAGUACUACAACAAACGGAGGAAGAGGAUGUAUGGGUCGGACUCGGAGGAAGAGAGCCGGCGGAGCGAGGAUACGUUCGUGGAGCUGAAACCAGAGGUGGUGGACUUUCCCACGUUGCACCGCAGAGAGGAGGAGUUGUAUUUCUAUGACGCUUUUACCUAUCCAUGGGAGAAGGAUAAGCACUACAAGAUGGUGUACCAGUUGGAGAAGAAGUACUUCCCUCAACAGUGCCUAGACAAUGCUUUUCUUCAACCGGGACAGUCAAAUUCAAAUUCAAAUGAAGAUGGGAAGAAGGGGAAGGGUAGGAAGAGAGUUGGUAGUAAGGGGAAGAAGGAUGAGGUUGGGGGUGGUGAUGACAAGUUGGUGUUUUUUGAGGAGAAAGACAAGGGUGCAAGCAAGGAUCUCACGGAGAAGAAGGUUGAGGAAUUCUUUAAGGGUUUGAAGAAGGUUCCUAACGAUAAGGAUGUUCAAGUUGGAGAGCCAUUUCUUUCUUCAAGGAGGAACGGCCUUCCUCCUGUAUGGGAUGGUCCACAUGGCACCGUGCUUUUGGUUAACAAACCCAAAGGUUGGACUUCUUUCACAGUUUGUGGAAAGCUGCGUCGCCUUGUCAAAGUGAAGAAGGUAGGCCAUGCUGGCACUCUUGAUCCAAUGGCUACUGGUUUAUUGAUUGUUUGUGUUGGUAAAGCCACCAAAGUGGUAGACAGAUAUCAAGGGAUGAUUAAGGGUUAUAGUGGGGUGUUCCGCUUAGGAGAGGCUACUUCAACAUGGGAUGCUGAUUCACCAGUCAUUCAACGUGAGCCAUGGGAGCACAUCAAAGAUGAGGAUAUAAAGAGAAAUGCUUUGUCCUUUGUUGGGGAGAUUUGGCAAGUUCCUCCUAUGUUCUCAGCUAUUAAAGUUGGAGGUGAAAAGAUGUACGAGAAAGCAAGGAGAGGAGAAAGCAUUGAACUUUCACCUAGGCGAAUUUCAAUUUUCCAGUUUGACAUAGAGCGUAGCUUGGAUGACAGACAAAAUUUAAUUUUUAGAGUGACAUGUUCUAAAGGGACAUAUAUUCGGUCACUCUGUGCAGAUUUUGGGAAAGCUCUUGGCAGCUGUGCCCAUUUAACUGCUCUCCGAAGAGAUUCAAUAGGGCAAUAUUCAGUGGAUGAUGCAUGGGACUUUCAAGAGCUGGAAGAGGCCAUCACCAAAAAUUAUCUCUAACUUCUACAGUUGCUAUGGCUGGCUAUGGUGAUGGGAUUGGGAGCCAUGGCAUGCGCUUAUCUUUUUUGGGGUUAAAACAGAGUGAUUUUCAAGCACGUGGUCCUUUCUCGAAUUGUUUUUAACAAUUCAUUUUUCAGACUUCAUUCUUGACUCAUCCAGUACAUAAAAUGUUGUAUUAAAUUCAUUAUUUAUUUAUAUGAAGAUAUUAAUUCGUUUAAAAG